Messenger RNA from Meira miltonrushii, 1058 nucleotides. RefSeq names its product heme oxygenase-like protein. The record is from RefSeq and is a predicted model, not a curated record. Lineage: Eukaryota; Fungi; Basidiomycota; Exobasidiomycetes; Exobasidiales; Brachybasidiaceae. The coding region runs from base 39 to 842 and encodes 267 amino acids. The transcript has a single exon.
CUUCUUCUUUCACUACACUCUCCUUACUUUCACUCAUCAUGGUCAGUGGUUCUCUAACAGAAGCUCUUUUGAGCUUACCAAACACGUCUGAAUCAUACAAGAGAGCCACACAACAUCCAUUCUUACAACGAGCCGGAACGCUUUCCCUUUCGACUGACUCACUGCAGAGAUGGUUAACGCAAGAUCGUUUAUAUGCUUUGGUUGGCUAUUCUGCAUUCUUGGGAACAUUGAUCGCUAAACUACCAGCUCCAAUUGUAGGACCUUCUUCAUCAGAAGGUAUCUUGCACAGACGACGAUUGAGUGUCUUGGCCGGUGCGAUGGCCAACAUUGAUCGAGAAGUGGGCUUUUUUGAACAAGUCGCCAAGGAUAACGGACUGGACUUGGCCGCAAAAUCUAAACCAACUGCAGCACAGAAUGAAGUAGAUUCACACCCACAAACAUCACCAGGAAGCUCACUCGUCGACCUAGGAUUGUUGAACAAUAUCACUCGUGGCUACAUCGAUUUUAUGGUCUCGACCGCUUCACGAGGAACGUUUGAAGAAGGUUUAGUCUUACUAUGGGCGAUGGAGAAGAUGUAUUUGGAUGCUUGGACGUAUGCAUCAAAGCAUCUUAAAUCGGAAGCACUUUCUUCUAAAGCCAAUCAACAACCUGGUCCUGCAAAGGCUUUGCUACAGCUCAUACCCAAUUGGUCAAGUGCCGAAUUUGCACAAUUUGUCAAGGAUAUAGGCGAACUCAUCGAUGGACUUGACGUAAAGAUUGAUUCAGAUUUAGGUAAACGUUUACAAGAAGUUUGGAUCGUAACACUAUGGUACGAGGAACGCUUCUGGCAAGCUGGGGAGUAAUAGCUGCAUUAUCAAUUCGUUAAUGAUAUACAUCAUCAUCCUUGCUUGACUGCGUCCACCUUCUUUCGCUUCGGGGCAUUGUUGUGUGUUCAAUGAUCAGUUUGCGUAAGGUGUGAAAAUUGAACGAAUCGCAAGCCGACAUCCGAACUGAUCAACCACCAUCAUCUUAUUGGACCAAGAUGCAUCUCAGUACCUAUCUUGCUUAUAUUAUAAUUC